AUGGUCACUGAUUUAACAUCAGAUGCCUUCAUAGCGUGUUUAAAGAGAUUUGUGGCUCGAAGAGGUUUAUGUUCGAAAUUAUUUUCAGAUAAUGGCACAAACUUCAUAGGAGCAAAUAAGAAACUUUCUAAGUUAUACAAUUUAGUUGUAAAACCCGACGAUAGUCUUGCUAGUUAUUUGUCUACAGAGGGAAUUGAUUGGAACUUCAUUCCACCUAGAGCACCUAACUUUGGUGGCCUCUGGGAAAGUGGAGUUAAAGCAUUUAAAUAUCAUUUCAAAUGCAUUUUAGGUAAUUCCAAAUUGAGCUAUGAAGAAUUCCUAACAGUUGUUACGCAAAUAGAAGGAAUUCUAAAUUCUAGACCGCUUGCACCUCUGUCGUCCGAUACCGAUGUGUAUGACGUGCUAACCCCUGCUCAUUUCUAA
Messenger RNA from Argiope bruennichi, 423 nucleotides. RefSeq lists its product as uncharacterized. Gene Ontology annotation, molecular function: nucleic acid binding. Lineage: Eukaryota; Metazoa; Arthropoda; Arachnida; Araneae; Araneidae. The transcript has a single exon. The record is from RefSeq and is a predicted model, not a curated record. Gene Ontology annotation, biological process: DNA integration. Bases 1 to 423 code for a protein of 140 amino acids.